Molecule: messenger RNA, 1189 nt
Organism: Eucalyptus grandis
Lineage: Eukaryota; Viridiplantae; Streptophyta; Magnoliopsida; Myrtales; Myrtaceae
Product: F-box protein At5g52880
Exons: 6
Coding region: 40-957 (305 amino acids)
Molecular function (GO): protein binding
Source: RefSeq, a predicted model, not a curated record
GGAUCCUCCGAAAACCGUCGAGAGAAAUUCAUUUCUCGAAUGUCCCGGAGCGACGGAGGAAGAAGAACGAUGUCCACCGCCGCCGAGAGGUACCGGAAGCUGGGCUUGAGAGGGUCUUUGGCCACCGUCCACCGGUACCCGAUCGCCUGCAAGGAGCUGAGCUUCAUCCUCAGGGCCGCCUACCACAAGCUCCCCAAGAAUCUCAAGUCCGUCGUCCUCGACGACGCCCUCGCCGCCUUUCGUCUCCUUCCCGAAAUGAAGACACAGAGUGCUGUUUCAUCGGCUACUUUGCUUGCUCAGGCUGCGGAUGCGGCCUUGCCAAAGCAGAAGAAAAAUAUGGUUCUGACAGAAUUCAAGCAUGCAAAAAUUGCUCAUAAGAAGCAGCGCAAAACACGCCAGGAAGAUAUCGAUUCUUCCCAGCUACCACAAGAUGUUCUGCUGCAUAUCUUCAGUUUCCUAGAUUUUCCAUCUCUAAUUGCUGCCAUGCUUGUCUGCUGGUCAUGGAAUUAUGCGGCAAGUGAUAACUCUCUCUGGCAGACUUAUUAUACAAGAGUUUUUCCUCGCGCCGAUAAUAGUUUGAAAAUCAAGCACCAGCAAAAUAGAUCACUGUUCGAUGAUCAGCAAGAUACACCUACACCUGAGGAAACAGCUAUGCCAUAUAUUGACUGGAGGGAAGCCUUUAAAAGAUCAUAUAUAGCCAAUUCAAGGAGGAAAAUAAUCUUUGACAGAGGAUAUUGUAGGCACUGCAAGACUAUCGUUUGGCUCAAUGGUAUAAAUUGCUCAAACCAUGGGGGAGCUAAAUCGAGCAAUAAUGAAAUUAAGCCUGUGUCACCCCAACAGGUGGUUGAUUAUCUGCUCGGUGAUUUUUGUUCUUCGGAUAGUGAUGAUGGCGAUAGUGAUUCGGAUGAUCAGUCGGUCUCCAGGUUAUGGGCCUAUCCCAAAGCUACUCCAUCCUAGAGUGUUGCGAAGACUAUCAACAAGGACGAAUCUCUCUCCUCAUGGCCCCUGAAGUUAUGCAUCUCUGGAUCGAUCAUCUGAGAUUAUGAAAACAUUGGUUUUGUAGAAAAGAAAGCAGUUGGCAUCAAAACGGAGCAGUUUUAUGCUAAAAUCUAGUCUUUCAAGCUCUGUAAAGAGACGCAAAAAGUCGUCAUUGAGCUAUAUUGUGAAUAUAUGAACAUUUUACAUCAAA